Molecule: messenger RNA, 3669 nt
Organism: Penaeus vannamei (Pacific white shrimp)
Lineage: Eukaryota; Metazoa; Arthropoda; Malacostraca; Decapoda; Penaeidae
Source: RefSeq, a predicted model, not a curated record
AUGGUUCGUCAUAAAAUCCAGCUCGGGCGCCACGGCUCCCCCAGAUCUCUUCGCCAUGGCGUGGGUGCUGCUGCAGAUGUUUUCAUUCCGGGAAAAGCAGAUAAUGAGUCACCUUCAAAGCCAUUUUCCCUUCGUCAGGCAGUGGCGGCGGCCGCGGUGUUGUGCCUGGCGCUCCCACUGCCCCCUACGAACGCGUUGCCAGCGGUGCACAGGAGCCACGCCCUUCCCUCGCGCCUCCAGAACGCCUCGCGAGUCGCCCUCCCUCCGCCCUCGCCCUUGCGUCACGCGAGAUCGUCACACUCCCUCCGCAGCGCCCCGCCGGCCCCCUCGUCGCUCCUGUAUUUCGCCCCGUCACUCUCGACGGCGCUCGACUCGCAGGAUGGCUCGUCGGGGCGAUACGACCCCCCGCUGACCAAACGCAAAGCGCAUGCGGGGCCGCCCAUGUUCCCGAGCCCUAUGUAUUCGCCGUGGAAGCCCCUGCCGAACCCCUACCGGCCGCGGACUACGAGGGCGCCACACACGGUAGCCCCUGCAGGAUCCCCGUCACCAGCAUAUGGCAAGAAAAGUCCACCACAGUCCUACGGGAUACCACUAAGGACUCCCUCACCGUCGUAUGCGGGACCACCGAAGACUCCUUCGCCCUCUUAUAUAGUACCACCAGAGUCUCCUUCUCGGCCCUACAAGGUACCGUCAAGUACUCCCACUCCACCUCAUAAGGUACCCCCUUCCCCUGCCUAUAAGGUACCACCAGGCACUCCAUCACCGCUUUAUAAGGUACCAUCAGAGAGUCCUCCUUCACCAUACUUACCGCCAUCAUCGUACAAGGUACCGCCAACGUCUCCAGCUCCAACGUAUAAGAUACCACCCAAUACCCCAUCACCGUUGUGUAUGGGACCACCAAACACUCCCUCUCCUUCCUAUAAGGUACCAUCCAGUACUCCAUCAGCGCUUUAUAAAGUACCAACAAGGACCCCAUCACCUGCAUACAAGGUACCACCCAAAUCUACUUCACCGUCUUAUAAGGUACCUUCAAGCACUCCAUCUCCAUUUUACAAGGUACCCCCUUCCCCGUCUUAUAAGGUACCAUCAAGGACUCCAUCAUCGCUGUAUAAGGUACCAACAAGUACUCCAUCAUCCCUAUAUAAGAUACCAAAGCCUCCAUCACCAUCUUAUAAGGUACCAUCAAGUACUCCAACCUCAGUAUACAAGGUACCAACAAAGCCUCCAUCGUCGUCCUAUAAGGUACCAAGUACCCCAUCGUCCCUAUAUAAGGUACCACCAAAGACUCCUUCUCCUUCCUAUAAGGUACCAUCUAAUACUCCCUCAUCGUUAUAUGAGGUACCAACAAGGGCUCCAUCGCCUGCAUACAAGGUACCGCCAAAGUCUCCUUCCAUAUCUUAUAAGGUACCAUCGAGUACUCCGUCAUCGCCGUCUAAGAUACCACCGAAGCCUCCUUCUUCAUAUGAAGUACCAUCGUCGCUAUAUAAGGUACCAACAGAGUCUCCAUCGCCGUCCUACGAGGUACCAUCAAGUACCCCUUCGUCACUAUAUAAGGUGCCACCAAAGACUCCUUCUCCUUCCUAUAAAGUACCAUCUAACACUCCCUCAUCGCUAUAUGAGGUACCAACAAAGAUACCACCAACUUCUCCAUCAUAUAAGGUACCCCAGCAUACCCCUUCUCCUUCCUAUAAGGUACCGUCACCGCUGCAUAGGGUACCAUCGAAACUCCCUUCUUUGUCGUACAGAGUACCAUCUGGCACUCCACCUCCAUCUUACAAGGUACCGCCUCCCUCGUCUUAUAAGGUACCAUCGCGUACUCCAUCGUCCCGAUAUAAGGUACCACCAAAGACUCCUUCUCCUUCCUAUAAGGUACCUUCAAGCACUCCAUCUCCAUCUUUACAAGGUACCCUUUCCCCGUCUUAUAAGGUACUCAAUCAUAUUAUAGUACCCAUCUCCCAUAUACCAAAGCCUCCAUCACCAUCUUAUAAGGUACCAUCAAGUACUCCAGCCUCAGUAUACAAGGUACCAACAAAGCCUCCUUCGUCGUCCUAUAAGGUACCAAGUACCCCAUCGUCCCUAUUUAAGGUACCACCAAAGACUCCUUCUCCUUCCUAUAAGGUACCAUAUAAUACUUCACCAUCGCCGUCUAAGAUACCACCGAAGCCUCCUUCUUCAUAUGAAGUACCAUCGUCGCUAUAUAAGGUACCAACAGAGUCUCCAUCGCCGUCCUACGAGGUACCAUCAAGUACCCCUUCGUCACUAUAUAAGGUACCACCAAAGACUCCUUCUCCUUCCUAUAAGGUACCAUCUAAUACUCCCUCAUCGCUAUAUGAAGUACCAACAAAGAUACCACCAACUACUCUAUCAUAUAAGGUACCCCAGCAUACCCCUUCUCCUUCCUAUAAGGUACCGUCACCGCUGCAUAGGGUACCAUCGAAACUGCCUUCUUUGUCGUACAGAGUACCAUCUGGCACUCCACCUCCAUCUCACAAGGUACCGCCUCCUUCGUCUUAUAAGGUACCAUCGCGUACUCCAUCGUCCCUAUAUAAGGUACCACCAAAGACUCCUUCUCCUUCCUAUAAGGUACCAUCCAGUACUCCAUCAGCGCUUUAUAAGGUACCAACAACGACUCCCUCGUCUAAAUACAAGGUACCACCAAUGUCUGCUUCAUUGUCUUAUAAGGUACCUUCAAGCACUCCAUCUCCAUCUUACAAGGUACCCCCUUCCCCGUCUUAUAAGGUACCAUCGAGUACUCCAUCAUAUAAGGUACCAACAAAGCCUCCAUCGCCAGUAUAUGAAGUACCACCACCGAAGACUCUUUCCCUAUCUUAUAAGGUACCAUCAAGUACCCCAUCCUCACUGUACAAGGUACCACCGAAGUCUCCUCCUUUGUAUGAGGUACCAUCUAGAACUCCAUCAUCGCUAUAUAAAGUACCAACUAGGCCUCCAUCAACGUUAUAUAAGGUACCAACAAAAACUCCAUCGCCAUCAUACCAGGUACCACUAAAGUCUUCUUCUCCGUCCUAUAAAGUACCAACAAGUACCCCAACCUCACUGUACAAGGUACCGACGAAGCCUCCUUCUCCUUCCUAUAAAGUACCAACUAGGCCUCCAUCAACGUUAUAUAAGGUACCAACAAGUACCCCAACUUCACUGUACAAGGUACCAACGAAGUCUCCUUCUCUUUCCUAUAAGAUACCAUCAAGUACCCCAACCUCCCUGUACAAGGUACCAACGAAACCUCCUUCGUCCUAUAAAGUACCAUCAAGUACCCCAACUUCCCUGUACAAGGUACCAACGAAACCUCCUUCUCCUUCCUAUAAAGUACCAAAAACCCCAACCUCACUGUACACAAUACCACGAAAACCUCCCACGCAGCUCUAUUCCACCCCAUCACCCCAGCUCCCAGACAGACGGAAACCUCCACCGAAGCUCUACCGGGCGCCUUCGAAGCCUCCUGCUCCUCCCCCCCUGUACGACCCCCCGACCCCCUCCUCGCCGCACCCGUCGGAUGACCUUCCACGCGCGCAGGUCGGGUCAUCCGAUUCCAGAGCCGCUCCUUCUUCGCACGUAAGCCAAGGGGGGAACAGGGGGGACUUGUUUAAGGGUCGUGGAGGCUCCUGCUUUACUUCUUUGCUCGCUCUGGUGUGUGAUGCACGUGUUAUAUAA